Molecule: messenger RNA, 3019 nt
Organism: Delphinapterus leucas (beluga whale)
Lineage: Eukaryota; Metazoa; Chordata; Mammalia; Artiodactyla; Monodontidae
Gene: ATP6V0A2
Product: ATPase H+ transporting V0 subunit a2
Biological process (GO): proton transmembrane transport; vacuolar acidification
Cellular component (GO): vacuolar proton-transporting V-type ATPase complex; plasma membrane; vacuolar proton-transporting V-type ATPase, V0 domain
Molecular function (GO): ATPase binding; proton-transporting ATPase activity, rotational mechanism
Source: RefSeq, a predicted model, not a curated record
GGGACCGGAACCGGCUGUAGCCAGGGGGCGGGGCCUCGAGGGCGGCUCUGGCGGCGCCUGGAGCGGCGUCCGCGGCGGCGGGACCGGGGGUGGUUGGUGCAGACCGGAGUCCCAUGGUGCGGGGCUACGGCCAGGCCGCAGGAGAAGCCCGAGCUCUGGGCCGCCCCAGCUGACCGUGCGGGCCCGCGCGGCCCGGAGCCGUUGCCGCCCUUCGGGCCCCGCGGGGGCGCGGGCCGGCCAGCCAUGGGGUCCCUGUUCCGGAGCGAGACCAUGUGCCUGGCGCAGCUCUUCUUGCAGUCCGGCACGGCCUACGAGUGCCUCAGCGCCCUGGGCGAGAAGGGCCUGGUCCAGUUUCGAGACCUGAACCAGAAUGUAAGUUCUUUCCAAAGAAAAUUUGUUGGUGAGGUGAAGAGGUGUGAAGAACUAGAGCGAAUAUUGGCAUAUUUGGUGCAGGAAAUUAAUAGAGCUGAUAUUCCCCUCCCUGAGGGAGAGACCAGUCCUCCUGCACCACCCCUGAAACAAGUGCUCGAAAUGCAGGAGCAGUUGCAGAAGCUGGAGGCUGAGCUGAGGGAGGUCACGAAGAACAAGGAGAGGCUGAGGAAGAACCUUCUGGAGCUGACCGAGUACACCCACGUGCUGCGAGUGAGCAAGGCCUUCGUCAGGCGCGACGUGCAGUUUGAACCCACUUACGAAGAAUUCCCUCCCUUGGAGAACGAUUCUUUGUUGGACUACAGCUGUAUGCAGAGGCUGGGAGCAAAACUGGGAUUUGUGUCUGGCCUCAUUAACCAAGGGAAAGCUGAAGCAUUCGGGAAAACGCUGUGGCGAGCCUGCAGAGGGCACAGCAUCGUGACGCACGCAGAGCUGGAGGGGCCCCUGGAAGACCCUGAAACGGGAGAAGUCAUAAAAUGGUAUGUGUUUUUGAUAUCCUUUUGGGGAGAGCAGAUUGGCCACAAGGUUAAGAAGAUAUGUGACUGUUACCAUUGCCACGUUUACCCCUACCCGAAUACUGCCGAGGAGCGGAGAGAGAUUCAGGAGGGCCUGAACACCCGGAUUCAAGAUCUGUAUACUGUGCUUCACAAAACCGAGGAUUACUUAAGGCAAGUGCUCUGUAAAGCCGCCGAGUCAGUCUACAGCCGUGUCAUCCAGGUGAAGAAGAUGAAAGCCAUUUACCAUAUGCUGAACAUGUGCAGCUUCGACGUGACCAACAAGUGCCUCAUCGCCGAGGUCUGGUGUCCCGAGGCCGAUCUGCAUGAGCUGCGCCUUGCUCUGGAGGAGGGCUCGAGAGAGAGCGGUGCUUCGAUCCCCUCAUUCAUGAACACAAUCCCAACAAAAGAAACACCCCCGACUCUCAUCCGUACCAACAAAUUCACCGAGGGGUUUCAGAACAUCGUGGAUGCCUACGGGGUUGGGAGCUACCGAGAAGUGAACCCAGCUCUCUUUACCAUCGUCACUUUCCCCUUUUUAUUUGCCGUGAUGUUUGGAGACCUUGGACAUGGCUUUGUGAUGUUCUUAUUUGCCCUCCUGUUGGUGUUAAAUGAAGAUCAUCCCAGACUAAGUCAGUCACAAGAGAUCGUGCGCAUGUUUUUCAACGGCCGCUACAUCCUCCUGCUGAUGGGGCUGUUCUCAGUGUACACGGGCCUCAUCUACAACGACUGCUUCUCCAAGUCGGUCAACCUCUUCGGCUCCGGGUGGAACGUGUCUGCCAUGUACAGCUCCGGUCACAGCGCAGCGGAGCAGAGGAAGGGCAUGCUCUGGAAUGACAGCGUCGUCAGGCACAACAGGGUUUUGCAGUUGGAUCCCAGUGUUCCCGGAGUGUUCCGAGGCCCUUAUCCUCUUGGCAUCGAUCCCAUUUGGAACUUGGCCACAAAUCGUCUCACUUUUCUGAACUCUUUCAAAAUGAAAAUGUCUGUGAUUUUAGGAAUUAUUCACAUGACUUUUGGAGUCAUUCUGGGAAUAUUUAACCACUUACAUUUCAGGAAGAAGUUCAACAUUUACCUGGUCUCCAUCCCGGAACUUCUCUUCAUGCUCUGCAUCUUUGGCUACCUUGUCUUUAUGAUCGUCUAUAAGUGGCUGGUUUAUUCAGCAGAAACCUCCAGAGGCGCUCCUAGCAUUCUGAUUGAAUUUAUUAAUAUGUUUUUAUUCCCGGCUAGUGACACAGGUGGUCUUUACCCAGGGCAGGAGCACGUCCAAAGGCUGCUUCUGGUCAUCACAGCGUUGUCUGUCCCUGUGCUCUUCUUGGGAAAGCCACUCUUCUUGUUGUGGCUUCACCGUGGGCGCAGUUGCUUUGGGGUCAGCAGGAGUGGUUACACACUUGUAAGGAAAGAUAGCGAGGAAGAAGUUUCUUUGCUGGGAAGCCAAGACAUAGAAGAGGGAAACAACCAAAUGGAAGAUGGUUGUAGAGAAGUGACGUGUGAAGAGUUUAAUUUUGGAGAAAUAUUAAUGACCCAAGUAAUUCAUUCCAUCGAGUACUGUCUGGGAUGCAUCUCCAACACCGCUUCGUACCUGAGGCUCUGGGCACUCAGUUUGGCUCACGCACAGCUAUCUGACGUGCUGUGGGCCAUGCUGAUGCGGGUCGGCCUCCGCGUAGACACGACCUACGGGGUCUUGCUUCUUCUCCCGGUCAUCGCUCUCUUUGCGGUUUUGACCAUUUUCAUCCUUUUGAUCAUGGAAGGGCUUUCUGCAUUUCUUCACGCCAUCCGCCUCCACUGGGUAGAAUUUCAGAACAAAUUCUACGUUGGUGCAGGCACCAAAUUUGUUCCUUUCUCACUCAGAUUACUUUCUUCGAAGUUUAGUGACGACAUGGCAUGAUCAUAUUGCCGUAUCCAACAAGCUUUCAGAUUUAAGGAGAAUUAUCAUGUUGUAGAAUUUCCUUAUGUUAAAUUGAUGAUAGGAAAAAUUCCAUCUUCAUUAACUGCCUUAUGAGACAGCCAAAUGAUUCUGUAAGAUAUACCUCUUCCUCAUAUGUUAAAUAAUUUUGUAAAGUUUCUCAAUUUCAGAUAUAUAAAUUUCUUUCAGUUUU